Messenger RNA from Bacidia gigantensis, 2391 nucleotides. RefSeq lists its product as uncharacterized. Gene Ontology annotation, biological process: intracellular protein transport; vesicle-mediated transport. NCBI's taxonomy places the organism in Eukaryota, Fungi, Ascomycota, Lecanoromycetes, Lecanorales, Ramalinaceae. Gene Ontology annotation, cellular component: membrane coat; AP-3 adaptor complex. The record is from RefSeq and is a predicted model, not a curated record. The transcript is spliced from 3 exons. The coding region runs from base 1 to 2391 and encodes 796 amino acids.
AUGGAGUCGGUCUCGCGAAUUUCAGCGCUACUCGAGUCAACUCGCGAUUUGACCGUUGAUGCAGCAUCAUCGAUAGGCUCUGGUAGAACGAUCAAUUCGCGACCCUCUCAGAGAGACUUAUCAUCCGCUCAAGUCAGCAAGUUGCUGGGCAGCCGGAGUGACAGAGAAGUCCUAGAAGGUCUGAGAACAGUCAUAAGUAUGAUGUACCGCUCGAGAUCCUGCUUGCCUUUCUUCUCUGCUGUUGUUAAAAAUGUUGCGAGUCCAAACUUAGAGAUCAAAAAGCUCGUAUACAUCUACUUGUUGCAUCACGCCGAAUCGGAACCUGAUCUAGCACUGCUGUCUAUCAACACCAUUCACAAGUCUCUGUCCGACCAAAACCCUCAGUUGCGCUCUUUAGCCCUACGUGUUAUCUCUGGCAUCAGAGUACCGGUCAUCAGUCAGAUUGUGUCGCUAGCUAUCAAACGCGGAAUAGCCGAUAUGAGUCCGUACGUUCGCAAAGCGGCCGCCUUAGCCAUCCCAAAAUGCUACAAGUUAGACCCAAGCACACUACCACAGCUUCUGGACUAUCUUUCUGUCUUGCUUGGUGAUCGACAAUAUUAUGUUGUAGGUCCUGCUGUCACCGCCUUCCUGGAGCUUUGCCCUGAAAGAAUAGAUUUGAUUCACAAGCACUAUCGGCCGCUCGUGCACAAGCUUGUGGACAUGGAUGAAUGGGGCCAAUUGGCGACACUACGCUUGCUGACUUCCUACGCGCGACGAUGCUUUCCGAAAAAGACAAGACGACGAAAAACAAAGGAGUCUCAGGGUUUCUAUGAAGAUGAGGGCAACGCCGAGGCUGAGGGAGAAGCCGAGGAUACUUCUUUGUGGGAGGAAUACAGGGUACUUGAUCCUGAUUUGGAGCUAUUGAUCAAAGCAUGCAAGCCGCUUCUAUCCAGUCGCAACUCGGCUGUCAUCGUGGCAGCCGCUAGAUGUCUACUCUAUCUAGGCACACCAGAGGAUCUUGAUGCCACUAUCGGACCACUAAUUGCUUUGCUCCGAAGUCCGCGUGAUAUACAGCUAGUUGCAAUGUAUAACAUUGUAGCCUUUUGCCUUGUUCGAGCCCAGUCUUUCGUCCGCUAUGCUUCUCACUUUUUGAUACACACGACGGACGUACUCGACUUGGUACGAUUGAAGUUCGAGGUCCUGACGCUCAUCUUUCCUCUAUGUGAAAGACAAACAAGGGAACUUAUAUUGAGCGAGUUUGAGCAUUUUACAAGGUCAAGUGACGCUGAAGUUGUUCAAGAAAGCGUCAGGGCCAUCGGUCGAUGUGCUCGAAAUGAUAAAGCAGCUUCAACGCGAUGUCUACACUUGCUUCUACUUCAGCUUUCGAGUCGAGACGGUAAUCUUGUCGCCGAGUCUCUGAACGUCAUACGCCACCUUAUUCAGCAAGAACCUCAGGCUCACGUCAAGACUGUGAUCCGCCUAGCAAAAAACCUUGAUAUAAUUACGAACCCACGAGCCCGCGCAACGAUUAUCUGGCUUGUCGGCGAAAAUGCAGGACUCCCCGAAAAAGAGAACAUUGCUCCAGACGUUCUACGCAUUUUGGCCAAAGACUUUGCAAACGAAGCUGAGGAUGCGAAAAUGCAAAUUGUGCUGCUAGCUGCGAAAGUCUAUCUUCACUACUUAAUCAGAUCUACGUUUGACCGCACCAAUGACUCAGCACAAGAAUCAACAGAGGACUCUUCGCCUAUCAAAGAGUCCGUGCCGAAAGAUGAUAUGGCCAAUGCAUGGAUAAACGAAGCACAGUCAACCGCAGAGCAGGAUGAUCAUCCGAUACCGAAAUUGUGGCAUUAUAUAGUUCGUCUCACCCGCUACGAUACCUCCUAUGAUCUGCGAGACCGAGCACGCAUGUAUAUGGCCCUCCUUGCCAAUACUGAGUCCACUCAGUUGGCCACACUGCUCCUGCUGGCUCCUAAACCUGUACCCUACGAGCCAUCGCCCUCUGAGAAUCGCGCAGGCCUACAAAUCGGCUCUAGCAGUCUCGUCAUUGGCAAUACCGACAUGAAUGGAUACGAAGACCUUCCAGAAUGGGUCAAAGAAGGAGAAGAGCCUGACCCCCAGCUGCGUGAGGAGCCGGCUGGAGACGCAGGGACUGGCAAGACGACCUUCAGCAGCCAGCGAGAUAUACCUGCUGCCACAGAGCUAGAUCGGGCUGUGAAAGAGAAGGGGUUGGGGAAGCUCGCCGCGGCGGCGGCGAAGGAUAAAUCACUAGAUGAAUGGUUGAACGAGGAGAGUGAAACAGAAGAUGGAAGCAGCGAGGGUGAGACCGAGACGGAAGAAGAGAGCGCAGAUGAAUACGAAACGGAAAGUGAGAGCGGUGAUGAGGGUGAAGAAGAAAGGCUUGUUCAAAGGUGA